AUGAAGUCUGUGGCAACGUAUGCUCGCGAAUCUUAUACAACUUUGUAUGCAAAGGUAUUGCAGAUGUUUGUAUUGAUCAGAGCUGGUAUGUACAAUCCUGACCUACCUGCUUUGGACCGGGUAUUGCGUAUUGCAUCAUGUGCUGGACCUGCUCAUCCCGUUCUGCAACAACCUGACCCUGGGCAAGCGGUGGCAAACUCAGAUUCGGAGUCAAGUGUUGCUUCGGAUGCAGGCAAUGGCUCUCCCGAAGAUGCAAGACUUCCGGGCAUAGAUGCAUUCCCGGACUUUCCACAGACCCCUGUUGCGGCCAUGGUUGUGCGCAACUUGUCGGGACUGGUUCAUGUUGUGAACGAGGACGAUCAUUUCAUUUGCGGACGUAGGUUGACGGGAAACUUCAAAUGUUUGAAAGACUGCCCUGUCGACAUCGGGCUGCUUGAAGGUUGCUCGCAGUGCAAGAGAGUGUAUCAACGAGAGAUGUGA
This is a messenger RNA of Effrenium voratum, 480 nucleotides long. The record is from the annotation of a GenBank genome assembly. NCBI's taxonomy places the organism in Eukaryota, Dinophyceae, Suessiales, Symbiodiniaceae.